AUGGAUAGUGCACUAAUACUCAUUGUCAAAGGUGUGGCAAGGAGGUUCACUCUGCUAAGGAUUGUCGGGGUGAAAUUCAGUCGAAGCAGAACUAGGGGAAAUGGUGGUUAUGGACACCAGAAUCAGAACAGCAAUAAUAAAAACAACAGCAAGGGUAAUGGUGGUGGAGCUAAAGGACGCACCUUCACUUUGGGAAAAGGAGAAGCAAGAAACGACUCCAAUGUUGUAAUCGGUAAGUCUCGGCUAAACAAUCAUUUUGCAAAUGUGUUAUUUGAUUCCGGUGUCGUUAGGAGUUUCAUGUCAGAGUCGUUUAGGAAACUGUUAGACGUUACCCAUGUGUCACUAGAAAACAAGUACACCACAGAGUUAGCCGAUGGUAAACCAGCAGUUUUAACUCACACUCUCAACGUGUGCCGGUUAUCUCUGGCUGGUCACGCAUUUGAGAUAGACCUUAUGCCAACUACGUUGGGUAGUUUCGACGUCGUGACUAUCCGCAUUCCACUUUCUAGUGGCGAAACUCUAUCCAUUCAGGGCGAUAGAAGUGGUGUCGUUACGGACAUCAUUUCCUUUAUGCAAGCCCAUAAGUACUUGCGCAAGAAGAAUUCAGUAGCCAUCUUUACCCUUAUCACUGAACAGUCAACGGGUGAGAAGAAGGCCGAUGACUUUCCAAUCGUACGUGACUUCCCUGACGUUUUUCCUGAAGACUUGCCUGGUCGUCCACCACAUAGGCACGUCGAAUUUGAGAUUCAACUGGCGAAUAAUGCAGCUCUAAUCGCUAGAGCUCCUUACCGUCUAGCACCUUUCGAACUGCAAGAGCUAUCUACUCAGCUACAGGAGUUAUUGGAUAAGGGUUUUGUCACAGUCCCCGACCCCACCCUGGGAGCCGAAGCCGUGAACCAGUCAGAUGAUCUCGGUGUUUAUUCGAUACGCAGCAUAUAA
This is a messenger RNA of Helianthus annuus (common sunflower), 939 nucleotides long. RefSeq lists its product as uncharacterized. The transcript is spliced from 3 exons. The coding region runs from base 1 to 939 and encodes 312 amino acids. NCBI's taxonomy places the organism in Eukaryota, Viridiplantae, Streptophyta, Magnoliopsida, Asterales, Asteraceae. The record is from RefSeq and is a predicted model, not a curated record.